AUGCGUCUGGCCGGAUUUGUUGUCGCCCUUGCCGCUUUGGCAGAGGCACAACUGCCUCAGACACCCGGAGCCAAUGGUGAAUCCACAACCACCACUGCUCUCGCGCCUCUUCCCUUUGAGACCACCACGUCUCAGGUUCCCAUUAUCGAGGAGAACACUACUGUAGAUACUGGUCUCAACCAAGAAACCACAGCUGUGGUACCUGCCCCAGAGCCUGUCACUACCUCUGACGAUGCUAUCGUGGAGCAGCCUACGCAGAACACCGAAGUUGCGGUGGAGGGAACGACCACAACCAAUGGCGAUCCGCUUCUUGAACAGACGCUGUCAACCGAUGGGCCUGCUCAACAGCCUCCAGCCGUGGAUGCUACCACACAGCAGCUCGGCAAUUUUGAAAGCACUACUCAGCAGCCACCCGUAGUGGAUACGACAACACAACAGCCUCCUGUUGUUGAUACCACUACUCAAGCACCACCCGCUCAGGACUCCUCCACAACUGAGCAGGUCCCAGUGGUAGAGCCCACUACCCAAGAGCCACAGCUUCCUGAGACUACUACUUCUCAUCAAGUCCCUGUUGCUGACCCUACCACGACUGAUGAGCCCAUUCCUGCCCCCGAAACAACCACUCAGCCUCCCCAAGUUGAAGAGUCCACCUCAGCACAGCCUCCUGUGCAAGAGGAGACUACUACCAACCCUCCUCCUGCACCUGAGACCACUACUCAGGAGCAGCUUGGCGAGAACAAGCCUACCACCACAGAAAAGCAAGAAGAGCCUAAGACCACCAACAAGAAUGGAGAUGAAGACCCGAAGACAGACGAGGGCGGCGAAUCUGAUCCCAAGACCGAGGAUGAGAACAGCCCCGAUCCCACUACCAAGAAGGACGAGGCUCCUGUCACAAUCCCCCCUGCUGCCGUUACUGCUAAGCCCCAGGAGACAAUCGAGGGCGUGACUGACAAUACUCUGCAUACCACCACUGACAGCGACGGUAACAAUAUCGUCGUCCCUGUUCUUUUCGGUCCUUCGUGUCUGAUCUUCUGUGAGCAUGUCAACAACAACGGUCCCGGUGGUAUUGUCCUCUGGGGAAUCGGCCCGGCCCCCGGUAACUACAUCCUUCCUCCUCUGCCUGGCAUCACUCCUGCACCCAGCGCUGUAAUCAUCAACGGUGGCAUCCCCACCCCUAUAGGAACUCAGACGCCUGAGGACCCCAAUGACGAGGAAGAUGAAGACGAAGAUGAAGACAAGAGCACUGCUGAAAAGGAGACCAAGACUGAAGCAAAGUCCACCGCUGAAACCUCUGCCGCCUCUACCACUGCUACUGAAGCGCCUGAGGUCUCAAUGGGCAUCGAGACCGUUGUUGUUAAUGUCGAUGCCACUCCGUCCACCGCUGUGACCACUACGGUGUCAACUGAAGCCACCACCACCGCGGCAACCACCCAGACCACUGGAGGGGAGCUUUCAAUGGGCAUUGAGACUGUUGUGGUCAACGUUGAUGCUACUCCCAGUACUGGAGUAACCACCACUCAGAGUUCUACUGGGUCUUCCACUGAGACCACUGAGGCUUCUACUCAGACUUCUGGGGCUCCUUUGUCGAUGGGUAUCGAGACUGUUGUUGUUGAUGUCGAUGCUACACCUAGUACUGGAGGUACUACUUCUGCUGCCUCUACCGAGCCUGCUACUUCUACCGAGCCUGCUACCUCUACCAAACCCGCUACUUCUACUGAGCCUGCUACCUCCACUGAAGCAGCGACGAGCACCGAGAACACAGCCGCUGCUGAUUCUACCGUUGAGUCGACUAUUGAACAAACCACUACUGAUGGGCCUUCAUCUACCGAGACCACUCUGCAGACUACCACCAGGGCCGCUACCACCACUUCUCAGGAACCCAAGCGCGAGUACCCUUGCAUCAUGCACGCCAACCCCGGUACAGACCCUUACUGCGCUUGUGAGACCACAGUCAGUGGUAAAAGCUACUUCGCCUCUACUUCUCUCAUCUCAUCGUCCUGCGCCGACUACACGACCUUCCCCACCGCCUUCCUUACUGAUGAGCCCCCCAAGCCCACUGAGAAGCCCGAACCAGAGCCCAUCACCAAGACUGAAGACGGCACCGUCCUGAGCUUCCCCGACCGUACUAUCCGGGUCGGAAACUACCCUGGCGGAAAGUACACUUACACUGACGGUGUUGGAGACCCUGUCACCCUCUCAACGCCGCUACCCACGCAGACUGAUGCCAACAACAAGGGCUCUAGCCAGUGCGGUAGCAUCGAUGACGCUUGUGAUCGCGCCAUGAACGAUGGAUUUGAGGAUGACACAGUCUACAAGGACUAUGUCUCUCGUUUUGCCCGUAUCAAGUCUGGCAUGGUCAUGGUUGCCACUUUCGGUCAAGCUGGUUGCACAGCUCAGUUCACCUGUGAUGACUACGGUCUCGGAAUGAAGGGCAAGGACAUCAAGGAUGCUGUCCAAUUUGCGAAGGACAACAACGGGGUCAACAAGUGUGGAACAGCGUAUCUCUCCAACAGCUGUCAUGUUACUCUGAACUACUGUACCAACUGUCACCAUGAUGGCUAG
Messenger RNA from Fusarium sp. VM40, 2562 nucleotides. The record is from the annotation of a GenBank genome assembly. NCBI's taxonomy places the organism in Eukaryota, Fungi, Ascomycota, Sordariomycetes, Hypocreales, Nectriaceae.